GACCAGGCAUCUCGUCUUCUUGAAUCGUCAGUAUACCCGAUUUCUCGCGCCUUAACCAAACUGGCCUCUACCAUCGGAGCCUCCUCCUUCCCGGUUUAGUCGCCCAAAAAUUCGCCUUCGCAGCUAUUCCAAUAGUACUGCGCCGGAAACCCUUUGGACAUAUUCUCCCUGCCCGGUCUGCGGACCAUCGCCUCCGCGAAUCCUCUCCCAUCCAGGCCGGAAUCUUGGGCCAACUUUUGUUUCUAUCCACGACCGACCCUGACUGUUUUCCCAAGGACGCAUCACAUUUGUCGCCAAUAUGACCGAGGUAUCCUCCACCAGGCUGUACCUGGGAAACCUUCCUCGCAAUGCCACCAAAGCUGACGUCGAGGCCCAUUUCGCGACCCAUGGCACUGGCGAAAUCACUGAAAUAAAGCUCAUGAACGGAUUCGGAUUCAUCGAGUACAAGGAUGCCAUGGAUGCUCGCGAUGUUGUUCCUGCCUUCCAUGGAUCCGACUUCAUGGGCGAACGCUUGACUGUACAAUUUGCCCGUGGAACCCGUCACAGGGAGGGCGGCAGUGCCGGUGGCUUUGGCAACAAUGAGCGCGCUCCUCCCAGGCCUCGCCGCACUCCCCACCGAAUGCAGAUCACGGGACUUCCCACCGAUACCAGUUGGCAGGACCUCAAAGACUUUGCUCGUCAGUCAAGCCUUGACGUUGUCUACUCGGAAACGCCCCGCGACGGCAACGGGCGCGGCUUCGUUGAAUUCGAGACUGCGGCGGACUUGAGAACCGCCGUAGAGAAGCUUGAUGGCCGAGAAUUCAAGGGAAGCCGCGUCACCUGUGUAGCAGACACACAACCGGACAUGCCGCCUCGCGGCGACAUGCGCAGCGGCGCUCGAUCUCGUUCGCCCGGCGGCGGCCGUCGACCCUACCCGCCUCCAGUCGACGACUACGACCGACGUGGUCCCCCGAGAGGCUACAGUCCACGCCGAGAUGGUUAUCGUGAAGGAUACCGUGAGCGUAGUCCCCGCCGCGAGUACUAUGACGAGCGUGCUCGUUACCGCUCUCCUCCGCGUCGCCCCAUGGACGAUUAUCCCCCUCCGCGAGGCCGUUACGACGAUCCUUACAGGCGGGAUUACCCCCCGCCACCCGACCCCUAUGUCAACGGCAGAGGGCCGUACGACCGCCCUCCCAGAGACUUCCCUCCUAGGGAAGCAGGUUACCCGCGUGAUGGGUACCCUCGCGAGUAUGAACGUGGUGGCCGUUACUGGUAACUCACUCCUGCUCAUAAACUUGCCUCAUAGGGGCUGUCCUUGACUCUGAAUAGAUCCUGGAAGCACCUCCACUUCAAUGGCUCAAGCCAGAUUGGUAAAUAUCAAUAGCAACAAGCGGUGUUCCGUGGUAGUGGGAUGAGGUAGUUUGUUCGUCACGCAGACGUCCCAGGCUUGUUCCAAAUUGCGAUUUUUGUCGAAGCAUCAUCAACAACACAGCUGCGGAUGCAACAAUGUAGGGUCCGUUGAGUUCAGGAGGGGAAAAAUGCCGAGUGCCUGAUGUAUAUUGUACGAUUACAUGCAUGGAUAUCCACCAAAAAUGAAUAGGCGUAUUCGCCUCAUGAGCACACAUCUUGGUUUCUCGAGACUGGCUUUCAGAUUGAUUUAAUAAUGGCAUCAUGG
This is a messenger RNA of Colletotrichum phormii, 1654 nucleotides long. RefSeq lists its product as uncharacterized. The transcript has 7 exons. Gene Ontology annotation, molecular function: mRNA binding. NCBI's taxonomy places the organism in Eukaryota, Fungi, Ascomycota, Sordariomycetes, Glomerellales, Glomerellaceae. The record is from RefSeq and is a predicted model, not a curated record. Gene Ontology annotation, cellular component: cytoplasm; nucleus. Bases 299 to 1255 code for a protein of 318 amino acids.